AUGAUUUACUCCCAAGGCUUUAACUUCAACUCGUACGUUGAAAAAGGCGUCGAUCCGCGCACCGGCCAAUAUAACUGCACAAUCUCUCUCUAUGAGGUGCCGGCAGAGGUCCGCAAUGGCCCACCGCUGAAGCUUGCCCUCCAGUAUCAUUCCUUGAACAGCGACGAUGUCGGCCUGGGUAAGGGCUGGUCCUUCGGGAACCUCUCAUCCUACGACCAGUCAUCCAAGACGCUGGUUCUAUCUACCGGAGAGAAUUAUAAAGUCCAGGAAACCACCAGCUCGGUUUUUAUAACGGACCAGAAGCUCAAGAACUUCGUGUUCCAGAAGACAAGCACCACGACCUACCGCGUGAUCCUCAAGUCAGGCCAGGUCGAGGAGCUGUCCACCUUCAACCGGGGCAGUGUCGGUGUGCCUACCGAGAUAUAUGCUGCCAACGGCCGCUCGCUGAAGCUCUCGUGGGUGUUUUCGGGUACCCAGCCUCGACUGAGCAAAAUCGAAGCCGACGAGCAGAGCCUGGUCGAGGUCGACUACUCCCUGAGCUCGCAGACAACCAUCACGCGGGCCCCGGGGACCACCGAGGCCGCGAUCUUCACGCUGAAGAAGCUGAAUGACCGACUGUCAGAGCUCAUUUUGCCGCUGAAUGGCUCUGCGGCCUGGAAGUUCAUCUAUGGGACAACGGGCGAGCUGACCGAGCUCACCAGCCCAACAGGAGCGAAGGAGACCAUCUCCUACGAUCUUCAAGGCCUUAAGCUACCUAGUGGCGCGUCGGUCACUUCUAUUCCCUGUGUCAUCGCUCACACGGCAUGGCCAUUCCAUGAUCAGCCGGCUAUAAGAACAACCUACAGCUACUCGGCUCAUAACUUUCUCGGAUAUGGGGGAGGGCGGACGUGGACCAACGACGGAGACAAUCUCUACCUAACCCCGGCCGACUAUACCUACACGUCCACCCUGCAUGUCGAGGGGGGCACCACUACCAUUCAUACCUACAAUAAAUUCCAUCUGCUAACCAGAAAGGUACAGCAGAAGAAUUACAAGAAACUCACCCAGGCCACCACUUACUACGCUCUGAGCAACACGGCCUUUGACAGUCAGCCAGCCCAGUAUCAGUUGCCCAUGAGCCAGGCCACCACCUACGAGGACACCUCCACCAAAGUUUCGCGCACCGAGAGGACCGAGUUCACCUUUGACGAAUGGGGCAACGAGACCAGUGAAACCCUCCCGAGCGGCAUCACUACCACCCGCGAGUACUACGUCCCCGCCGGCGAGACGGCGUCGGACCAGGACCUCUGCCCGGCCGAUCCGCAUGGAUUCCAACGCUAUCUUAAGCUGGAGACUGUCAUACCCGGUGCCAGCGCCUAUUCAACUCCCACCAGGGCCCACCGCUAUACCUAUCUCAAGCUCUCCACGGCCACCGGCGCCCUGGCCACCUAUUUCGUGGCCGCCCAACAACGCGUGACGAGCGAAAAUGACCAGACGCUCGUGACCUCGGAUUAUACCUACCUGAACCAGCCGCAGUCAAGUGAUCAUGGCCGACGACAGCAGCAAGUCACCUACUUGCACAACCAAAGUCCGACAACGUAUCAAUGGACGUACAGCCAUGGGGGCGUGGCGGCGUUGACCGAGGUCACCACCAUGACCAGUUUUGAUGGCCAGACUGCCCAGACUGAAAUCACCUCCUCUCUCCUGUCCGGCCUGACUCUCGCCACCAAGGACAGCGCCGGCAUCACAACCACCCAGGAGUAUGACGCCGUAGGUCGACUCCUCCGGACCACUACGGCCCCCGGCACGAGCUUCGAGGCCACGAAGACGCACGCAUAUGCCAUCCUGACGGACACCAUCGGGUGGCGCGUCACGGUGACCGACACGAAGGGGGUGCAGACGCAGUAUUUCACCGAUGGCAUGGACCGUGUGGUCCGGAUUGAGUGUCAAGACGACGAUGGCAGCUGGGACCAAUACCAGACCUACACCGGGACGUUCCGCGUUGUCAGGGAGCGCCGUUACAACGCUCUCAAUCAAUGCAUCGAAGAGGUGGACGUCGACUGGCUGCGCGCCAGCGGAACGCCCACGGAACUGCGGACGUCGCGCUCCCUGGCGUACGAUGACUGGGGCCAGGUCUACAAGGUCACCAAGAACAGCGGCGCGGUGCAACUCUCCGAGACUGACCCCAUCGCCUUGACCCAGAUGGUGGGCAAUGAGGGCGAAGGCCAGAUACAAAUCCAAUACAACGUGUUUCAAACCCCGAUCUCGGAGACGCUGGUCCGGCUUGACGGCAAGCCCGAGAGUACCAUCACCUAUGCCUACGAUGGCCUGGGCCGCCGCCGACAGGUGACGGAUGGCUUAGGCCAGGUCACGCAGUAUAGCUACGAUAGCUUUGACCGCGUGGUCCAGACUACCUGGCCUGAUGGCCACGCCAUCAUCACCGAGUACGCGACCCAGAGUGCCGCGCCCCUGCCCACGGCCAUAAAUCUCCAGGGCGCCGAGGGCUUCAGUACACAGUCUUUCGAUGGCUUGGAGCGGCCGCUCAGCACUACCGUCGGAGGGCGCACCACCACCAAUACCUAUCAAGGCGUCAUCCCCCUUCCCGCCCAGAUCAUUAACCCCGAAGGGCGCUCCGAACGCACGUAUGAGCCGGCGUUGGGUUAUGCACUAACGGGUCGGGUCACCAGCGACGGCUCCAAUGCCUACCAGUAUGACCAGCAAACCGGCGAUGUCUUACAGAUGACGGGGUCUCUUGCUGCGACCAGCCUUAGUUAUUACCCGUCCAGUUUAUUAUCCCAGGAGACCGUCCAUACCACCGCGGGGGCCAGGGACCUGCAGUACGUGUACUCGCAAGCGGGCAAGCUGCAAGAAUACACAGAUAUUCACGGGAUGCAGCAUACCAUCCAAUACGAUGUGUAUGGCCGCCGGCAACAGAUCAGUGUGGGCACGCUCAAGACCACGCUGAGCUAUGAUCAGGCCGACCGGGUCACCAGGACGGUGGUCCAGGAUAGUAGCAAGAACGUGACCCUGACGACCGUCAUCGGGUACGACGAGUUCGGCCGGGAAGUCCAGCGGACUGUCUCCAAGGGGACGACGCUAGUGUCUCAUUCCACCCAGUCCUACGGGGUCACGGGGCUGGUGGCCACGCGCAGUCGACGCAAUGGGAGUAAUACGGUGACACGGCAGGAGACGUUUGAGUAUGACAGUUUAAGUCGGCUGGUGGACUACCAGUGCCAGGGUACCCAACCCCCGGUGGACGAGCAAGGCCGCGCCCUUCGCCGCCAGCGCUUCACGUUCAACAACUACGACGGCUUGACUCAGAUCCAGACCACGUUUGUGGACGGCAGCGUGAACACGCAGGCCUAUACGUACAGUACCCAAGACCCGACGCAGCUGGUCCGGAUCACCGAUUCGGACGCGACGGCGGGGGAUAUCACGCUGGAGUACGAUAAUAACGGCUGUCUGACACGAGAUGAGCAUGGCCGGAAGCUGGUGUACAAUGCAUCGCGUCUCCUGGCUGCGGUCUUCGAUAGCCAGGACCAGCUCCUCUGCGAGUACGGCUACGAUGCCACAGACCGCCUCGUCCGGCAGACCAUCCCCAACGAGCCCGACACCCAGUUCUCGUACCGCGGAGACACCUUGAUCUCCAUCACCAAGGGGGAUUCCCAGACCAGCUUCGCCGCGGAUGGCGGGAUUUACUGGGGUGAAGUCCAGCAGCAGGGCACCACUGCGACCACCCAACUCUGGGCAUCCGACAGCCACCACUCGGUUUCUACCUGGCUGUCUCCAGCGGAUGCGGACCAGGUCUACGACCAAGCAUACACACCAUACGGCGGCAGUGCCGUCGGGGCGACCAUUGGCUUCAACGGACAAUGGCGCGACCCAGUCACCGGAUGGUACCAUCUGGGGGCCGGCUAUCGAGUAUACAACCCGAACCUGAAGAUCUUCCUCCAGCCGGAUGGAUGGAGCCCCUUUACGUCGGGCGAAAUAAACCCAUACGCCUACUGCUUGGGAGAUCCCAUCAAUCGCGCGGAUCCAAGUGGCCAUCUGAGUUGGCGAAGCUUCGCUCAGAUGAUGGUUGGCUUGGUUGUGAGCGUGGGACUGGGGGUGUUCACCGGGGGACUGGGGUGGUUCACUGGGGGAGUCGCAUUUGUUGCCAACGUAGCAAUCGGGGCUGCUGUCAGUGCAGGCACCGGCCUCACCUAUGACCGUCUGACCGGCAAGCCUUUCUCGUGGAAAAACGUGGGCCUCGAUGCUUUCAACGGAGCAGUUGGUGGCGCCCUUGGCUAUGGCCUGGGUGUUGGUUUCAAUGCUCCGACGCCCGAUACGGUCAUGGGCAAGAUAGUGUUGGCUAUCCAGGAAGAGGUAAUCGGAGGUGUGCUCGCCUACCCUGUUGAUCUUUUCCUCGGCUGGGCGGAGGGCGCCAUCUUUAGCGAGAAUUCCCAGGCAUCCGAUCCCCUCGCCACGAGCGCCAGCUACCUGGCCGAUUGGCCUAUGGAGAAGCUUCGCCAGCAGAGAGGAAGCAUGAUUCUGACCUCCGCGCCAACCACGCAAGGUGGCCUCCGACAGCUUCCCGGGCGUGACGGGACAGGUUCGACUAGUUCCGAGGCCCUGUCAGCCCGAACCACUUCUCGCGAAACGGUCACGGCUGAGGAUGUCAGUUUGAAUGCCCUGGCCGGGGAAAGCUAUGAUGGUUCGCAGUUACUUCUCCAGCUGAGCCCGGAUCACCGAGUUUGCUUCACCAUUAAUGCUCAGGCGGUGCAUGUGCCCGCCUGGGAUGUCACGGCAUCUUCGGACUUCUACCGCAGCAGACCCUAA
Aspergillus eucalypticola CBS 122712 is the source of this 4797-nucleotide messenger RNA. RefSeq names its product RHS repeat protein. The transcript is spliced from 2 exons. The coding region runs from base 1 to 4797 and encodes 1598 amino acids. The record is from RefSeq and is a predicted model, not a curated record. Lineage: Eukaryota; Fungi; Ascomycota; Eurotiomycetes; Eurotiales; Aspergillaceae.